AUGGCAACCGUCGAGGCGGACGCGCCUUCCCGCGCUCGCCGGCUGUUCCCCGCUGUCAAGUUUGUCAUCAAAGGAAGCCUGGCUGGAGCUGCUGUGUAUGUGGCAUAUGAUCAGGGGCUGCUGGGCAGUGGCACACAAGGUGCUGAAGCCCUCAAAAAAGCUCAAGCAGCACUGCCUCCAGCUAUCCAAGAGUGGACAAGUUACAUAGGCUGGGAGCUCCCACCCACUCCAAAAUUUGACUUUUCCCCCUCUGAUUCCUGGAAUAAAGGAGUGCAGACAGUCAUGUCUGCCUUGUCUGUAGCUCCCACCAGGGCCUGUGAAUACACUGUGGAAGGCUGGAAGUAUGUGAAGGAUCUUGUCAAAUGA
Nipponia nippon (crested ibis) is the source of this 366-nucleotide messenger RNA. It is a transcript of the gene MICOS13, whose product is annotated as mitochondrial contact site and cristae organizing system subunit 13. The record is from RefSeq and is a predicted model, not a curated record. Lineage: Eukaryota; Metazoa; Chordata; Aves; Pelecaniformes; Threskiornithidae. Gene Ontology annotation, cellular component: MICOS complex; mitochondrial crista junction. Gene Ontology annotation, biological process: cristae formation.